GCGCAGCGGGCAGCGCGGGGUGUGUGUGUGGUGGUGCGGGGGGGACCUGUCGCGCCAUGUCGCGGCGAUAGCGGGGCCAUGUCGCAGCACCGGCGGCGAUAGCACCAUGUCGCAGCGCGGGGGGGAGCGCGACCGCGAGCGGGAGCUGCAGUGGUCGGCGCGGAGGAUGGGGACGUCGCUGCUGCUGCAGCUGUCGGCCCACGAGCGGGAGCUCGACCUCGUCUGCCUCGACCACAGCUACGCCAAGCCCUGGAGCGCGCACCCCGACGCCAGCGCCGCCCGUCCCACCCGCAUGCUCUUCCUCACGCCGCGGCGGCAGCCCGGCGCCGCCCUCGAGGCCGACGUCCCCAUCGACGUGGAGACGGUGACGCCAGUGGCCGUGCCGCUCUACGACAACCAGAAGGCGCGGAGCGUGAUGAACGAGUGCGAGCGCCACGUCAUGUUCGCGCGCACGGACGCUGAUGCUCCUCCACCCCCCGACGACUGGGAAGAGCAUGUCAACAGGACAGGGUGGACGAUGGCCCAGAACAAGCUGUUCAAUAAGAUUCACAAGGCUCUGCAGUCUGACAGGCUGGCUCGCUUGGCUAAUGAAGGGGCUUGCAACGAGCCGGUCCUGAGGAGGAUAGCAGUGGACAAAUGCGCCCGGAGGGUCCGCCAGGCUCUGGCCAGUGUCAACUGGGACACCAAACUGAUCCAGUGGCUGCACACAACGCUGGUGGAGACCCUGAGCUUGCCAGUGCUGGCUGCUUACCUGGAUGCUCUGCAAACACUUAAAGGAAAGAUCCCCACCCUGAUCGACAGGAUGCUGCUCUCCUCUACCACCAAGACAGGGGCAGCGGGUGCUGAGGCUCUGUCUCUGCUGCUGAAGAGACCUUGGGACCCAGCAGUGGGUGUCUUGUCACAUAAUAAACCAAGCAAAUUGCCUGGUUCCCCCCUCAUCCUGAUUGCUUCCUCUGGACCCUCCAACUCCAUGUUCCCCACUUCCCGACGGCACCGGUUCUGGCAGUCGCAGCUUUCCUGCCUGGGAAAGGUGAUUCCCAUCACCACCCAUCUGCUGAACAACGGCAGUGGGGUGGGGGUGCUGCAGUGUCUCGAGCACAUGAUCGGGGCUGUGAGGGGCAAAGUGGCCGAGAUUCACAGCCACUUCUCUCACAAGCCCAUCAUCCUGAUCGGGUGGAACACCGGUGCCUUGGUGGCCUGUCACGUUUCAGUGAUGGAGUAUGUCACUGCAGUUGUGUGCCUUGGAUUCCCCCUUCUCACCGUGGAUGGCCCCAGAGGGGAUGUUGAUGACCCCCUCCUGGAGAUGAAGACCCCUGUCCUCUUUGUGAUCGGGCAGAAUUCCCUGCAGUGCAACAUGGAAGCCAUGGAAGAUUUCCGGGAGAAGAUACGAGCUGAUAACAGCAUGGUGGUGGUGGGAGGAGCAGAUGACAACCUCAGGAUAAGCAAAGCCAAAAAGAAGUCAGAAGGCCUCACCCAGAGCAUGGUGGACCGGUGCAUCCAGGAUGAAAUAGCUGACUUCUUGACUGGAGUCCUCACCCGAGCAGAGAGCCACUCGGGCUCUGAUCCCCGGGACCUGGAUGCGGAGAAGAAGAAGAAGCCCCGAGACUCGACCAGGAGGGAUCUGUCCUUUGACCUGCCAGAAAGGAGCAGCAGACCUGCCUCCCCAGCAGCCAAAGUGCCUGCUUCACCUUCAGGCUCAGAGGACUUGUCCAGCAGCCCCACUUCAAGCCCCAAGACCAAAGUGGCCGCCGUGUCCUCCCUGCAGAAGCCCAGCCAGAUCGGCCCCACGCAGCUGCUGAAGAGGCACGUGCCGAGGCCGGACACUGUCCUCGCACACAAGCAGGCCCAAGCUCAGUUUGCUGCUUUUCUGAAACAAAACAUGCUGGUGAGGAAAGCUCUUCCUCCUGGCACCUCUUCAUGUCUCUUUGUUCCAGUGUCCUCAGAGCACUCGGAAGGGGCUGACAAAGAUGAUGUGCGUGUGCAGCUGAAGAGGCACCAGACCCCCAGCCCGACCCAGUGCACCAAAUCCUCCAAACGAGCCAAAAUCAAGGUGACCAUUGUGUCUCACGGCGACGCUGCUGGCGUGGGGAACGGAGCAGCCCUCAGCACCCAGGCAGAAAUGGUCGCUGGGAAGCCGGUCCCCGUGGCUGUUGGCCAGGCUGUGCCGGGCGUGAAGGAGCUCUCAGGACUGCUCACCACCCCCAAGCUGAGUUCAGCAGCAGAAACCUCCUCCACGAGCCCUGCUCCAUCCUCUGGGAUCCCCAGCAGCACGACACCCAGCGCUUUCCAUGCCCUGCAGAGCAGGCUGGUGGCCAGCAGCACCCACUGCAUACAGGCCCAGCCGGCCAGUACCCUCCAAGGAGCAGCAUCUGCCAGCAGCCUCCUGCAAGGGCUGAGCUUCAGCCUGCAGGACAUUGGGACCAAGUCAUCUCCCCUUCCAGCCAGCGUGGCUGCUGCUGGGCAGCCCGUGCAGACCUCAGCUGUGAAGACACCUGCACCUAUCCAGAACCUGAGCGCUAUAACCACGGACACCGGUGCCAUUGUCCGCACCAUCCCCGUUGCCACCUCUCUGUCCUUGGGAGCCUCAGCAGGCGGGAAGCCCACGGCCAUUCACCAGCUGCUGACGAAUGGGGGACUGGCCAAGCUGGCCAGCAGCCUCCCUGGCUUGGCUCAGAUCUCCAACCAGGCAGCAGGCUUGAAGGCCCCCACAACCAUUACUGUGACGCUGCGAGGGCAGCCCAGCCGUGUGACCACCCUGAGCCAGGCUGCCAUGGGCACAGUCCAGCCCCAGCUCGAGGAGCAGCCGAUGCACACACAGGCCCCUCAGGCUCCAGACGGUGCUGGUGGGAACGUGGCCGGCCCAGCCUCCAGCGCCACCUCUCCUGGCAAGCUGCUGCCUCACAUGGAUCUCAGCAAAGCCCAGGCUGGCGCAGAGAUGGCUCCUGCCGACCCCGCGGCGCGCCUGGCCGCGGCAGCACCCGUAGUGACCACCACCAGCCCCAUGAAGACGCUCUACGUCAUGUCGGAUGCCAAGCUGUCUGCACUGACCAAGUCUGUGUUGGGUGAGGCUACCUCUGUCCCCCUCAAGCUGCCGGGCAUCCAGCCUUCCUCCUCCUCCUCCUCCUCUUCUGCCACCUCUGCCGCUGGUGCUGUCACCUUCGCCAGCACCCCCAGCCCUCCCGCCAGCCUGGUACACUCGAAGGUGGGCUCUGUCCUGCAAACUGCUUCCAAGACGGUCAUCCUGACCUCAACGCUGGCCACGGUGAAGGGUGAUGGACCCCUGGGACACAUCGGGGAGAAGGUCAGCUUGACCAAGAGCGCUGCAGCCCUUGGCCAUGCUCUGGGGGCAGUGGAGACCCUGGGGAGGGUUCCCUCUGUGGUGGACGACGGGAGCACCAUCAUCCACAGCAGAGAGGCUCUGGCCAACAGACACUUGCUGCCCCAAGGGGUGCUGCCAGGAGGGGCUGGCACCACGCUCAUAACGCUGGGCAGCAGCUCCUCCAUCAUCGCCACGGCAGGGCCCACACUCAGCCAGAAGCCAUAGGGACCCCAAGGAUCCCUAUGGAUUCACAACCAGCAUUUGGGAAGACUGAGCUCGGCUGCGGAGCGGGAUUGGAGCAGCCCCAUGGGACGGGCUUGGGCUGGAGCAAAGCGGGGGGGUGGUUAACUGGUUUUGUUGCUGUUUAAUAAAACUUUCCUUUUCUUGUUCUUCUCUACUCCCCUAAUUGCCCAUGUCCCUUCCCAAAGCAGCUUCAGUGUAUCCCAGCCCUCGCCUGCUUUUCCCAGCAGCUCAUGUGUGAAACGAGGGAAGCAGCAGAAGGGGUGACACAAAAGUGCUGAGCCACAAAGUGGGGGCUCAGACGAUGAGGUGAGGCUGAGAUUGGCACCAUGGUUUGGAUAAAUGUGUGUGUCCCCACACACACAGAGCUUAUGGCUGUGAAUUGGUCUCUGUGGGAAUCAGGGAUAAUCCCGCUGCUCUCUGCAUCUCCAUCCCAUUCUGCAGCUCUGCUGCACCCUGAGCACUUGACUCCUGCUUCCCAACAGGAAUGUGGGGUGUGAUGCAGCAUUUGCUGGCCAGGAGGCUUUUGGGGAGCACAGUUCCCAGUGGAUGGAAACCCCCGGUGCCAGGACAGCCCUGAGGGGCUGACAUCUCCGCUCACUUCCUCAUCCUGACACUCAUGAGAAGAUCCCGCUUUUGGCUCAGCUUCGCCGGGACAGGACCCACCAUGGCAGGAACAGGGUGUUUGCUACAGGGACCCCAGAAAUGAAGCAGGAGCAUGAGAGUUUUCCUUGCUGAUGAGGAGGAGGAAGAUGCUGUGGGUCCUUCCCUACCCCUCCCAGGCUACACAUCUGCCACUCCGGAUCCUGUCAUGCUUUUGGGGACGGUCCCUCUUUGCCUUCAUAGCCACCACCAUGAAGAGUAGCAGUCUUGAGGUGUUUUUAACAGCUCAAACCAUCUCUUCCAGGCUUGAAGUCACAGUUUCUCAGCUGCACUGACAAUAGGGACGUGGCAUCUCCAGUGUCCUCGCUCCCAGACGUGGAUGCAGCUCUCCAUGGGAAGACUCCAGCCCCGUGGCCACGUCCUCCCUCACAACCCAGGUUCAUGGGAUGUGUUUUGGCAGAGAAGCUCUUGCGGUGCAGCUCGGGGGGUCUGCAGCAUGUGUAAAGCCUUUCCAACGUCCAGGCUGGAGCAUCCAGGAGUGGUUGGGACCUUGGUGCUGCUCUUCCCAAGUCCAACACGUUGAGUGUCACGGAGUGACCGGUGCUGCAUGGGGCUAAUUCUCCUUUUCCAUUGUAUACCCCAAAGCUUUUCCUUUUCCAUGGAUACAGCAGAAAUGGUGCUUAGAAGCUGACUUACUGCUCCUGCUCCACCUGAAGCCAUAAUGUUCUCUGGUGUCAAGCAAGUCUGUCAGUCCUGCCUGGCUUCAGUAGCACCACCAGGACAGCGGUGAGUGGAUGCAUCCAUGGGGAGCAGCCACGGGAGGAGUCCCGUAGCUCCAACAAAGCCCUUGGGUCACUUGGAACAGCUCGAUGGGAGCUCCUCGAGGCAAAAAGCACCAUGAAGCAGCUGCAGUUCCCCCACACCUGAUGCAGAAAAGCCUCUCCAGCCCCAGGGGCAGGUCUUGACCCAUCCCCGCGGCAUCACCAAACACCUCUGGGGUUCCUCCAGAUCCAGGCAUCCCCCCAAACCCUGCCCUGACCCAAGGACAUCCCAAACUCCACCGGGUCAGAACCAUCCAGCCAGUUUUAUCCUGGUCACUGCCUUUGCCCCUGGCUCAGCCGCUGGGGCGGGUCGAGGUGUGGAGCAGCCAGAGCAGACACCCAACGUGGUCCCAACCCCUGAGGAACCUCUGGAGCCAGGAUGGAGGCACCUUGUGAGGUGCCCAAAUGGGCUGUGGCUGCCCCAUCCCUGGCAGUGUUCAAGGCCAGGUUGGACACAGGGGCUUGGAGCAACCUGCUCUAGUGGAAGGUGUCCCUGCCCGGGGCAGGGGUUGGAACUGGAGGAGCUUUAAGGUCCCUUCAACCCAAACCAUUCCAGGAUUCUAUCCCUAGCAAAAUAGAAACCUCCACAACUA
Strigops habroptila (Kakapo) is the source of this 5576-nucleotide messenger RNA. It is a transcript of the gene KANSL3, whose product is annotated as KAT8 regulatory NSL complex subunit 3. The transcript is spliced from 22 exons. Gene Ontology annotation, cellular component: NSL complex. Gene Ontology annotation, biological process: positive regulation of transcription by RNA polymerase II. NCBI's taxonomy places the organism in Eukaryota, Metazoa, Chordata, Aves, Psittaciformes, Psittacidae. The record is from RefSeq and is a predicted model, not a curated record. The coding region runs from base 107 to 3544 and encodes 1145 amino acids.